GCACUUGCACCGCCUCCCCCUUCUUCGGAAGUAAUCGAAGCUGGCUGCUCGCUUUUCUAAACACGCCGCUUCCUCUCUCGGAAAGUUUCCCCCGGAAUCCCUGCGGAACUUUCCUUCCAAACAAUCACUCAAUGUCUCCUCGCACCUUACAUGAAUCAGAACAAGAAAAUCCGGGGAUCUCCGGCAGCGAAGAUGACCGCGACGACGAAGACGACGUUUUGGACGAGGACUUACAAGCCCUAAGGCGAGCUUGUAUGAUCACAGGCAUGAACCCUAGAGACCUCCAUGAUAACAUACCCUCCCCCUUCUCCCCCUCUGCCGCCGCCGUAAACCGAGACUACUCCGCUAAAUCUGCCGAUUCCGAGUCCGAUGACGACCUAGAAUUGGUCAGAAGCAUUCAGAAUCGGUUCUCUGUCUCGUCCGAUCUAUGCGAGCCCCUGUCAUUAGAGCCUCUGGCUUCUGUCCCGCAGGACGCGUCGGACGAGGAGGACGAUUUCGCGACGCUCCUCGCAAUUCAGCGCCGGUUUUCGGGCCACGGUUGUGAUACUUUUAAACACGGGAUUGGGAGUUUGUUAAAGAAACCUGAGCAGGUUCAUGCCUCUAGCCUAUCCUUGGAGAAGGAAACAACAGAUAAUUUGUUUGUUAAUAGAACUAAUGCCUGUGAAGGAUUUACAGAUGCUGAUGAUUUUUGCAACUCCCGUUCAUUGGAUGACAAUGAGGGGGUGCAGCCUUCUGGUCUCAUUGAGAGCCAUCAAUCACGUGCAUGUAAUUCACCUAUGUUGCCACUUAAAAAGUCAUGCUUCCCAAAGUCUGCACUCUCGCUUCUCGAUGCCAUUAAGAAGAAUAGAUCAAGUCAGAGGUUUCUUCGAAGUAAGUUAAUUCAGUUAGAAGCAAGAAUUGAGGAAAACAAAAGACUGAAGGAGCGUGUUAAAAUCCUUAAAGACUUCCAGGCUUCUUGCAAAAAAAGAACAGGGCGGGCAUUAUCCCAGAAAAAGGAUCCACGUGUCCAGUUAAUUUCAGUGAAAAAAUCGUGGGCUUCUAAGGAUCCAAAGAUUGAUGAUAAACGGCUUUCUGCCAUGUAUCAUGGUCCAGAAGAAAAUUCUCAUGUUUCUAACUAUAGAAUGGUGCUUACCAACUUUCCGCUCACCUUAGAACAGAAAAAAUGGUCAAAGGCAGAAAGGGAAAAUCUUGGAAAGGGGAUAAGGCAACAAUUCCACCAACUGAUGGUGCAAAUUUCAGUGGAUCGGUUCAGUGGCUCAGACGCAUCUUCUGGGGAUACUAAUGAUUUUGAUAAGAUUCUCAUGUCAAUUAAAAAUCUCGAAGUUACACCAGAGAAGAUUAGGGAGUUUCUGCCCAAGGUUAAUUGGGAGCAAUUAGCUUCCAUGUAUGUUGUGGGUCGCUCUGGUGCUGAAUGUAAAGCAAGAUGGUUAAAUUAUGAAGAUCCCUUAAUCAACAACAAUCCAUGGACGGCUAAGGAGGAUAAGAAUCUUUUGUUACUUGUCCAAGAGAAAGGGAUCAAUAACUGGUUUGAUAUUGCAGUAUCUUUGGGAACAAACAGGACCCCUUUUCACUGUUUGGCACGUUAUCAAAGGAGUUUGAAUGCUUCCAUACUAAAAAGGGAGUGGACUAAGGAUGAGGAUGCUCAACUACGCUCAGCUGUAGACAUUUUUGGUGAGAGGGAUUGGCAGUCUGUAGCUUCUACUUUGGAAGGACGGACCGGUAACCAAUGCUCUAACAGGUGGAAAAAAUCUCUUCACCCAACUAGGGAAAGAGUGGGGAGGUGGAUUGCAGAUGAAGACAAACGCCUGAAAGUAGCUGUGAUGCUUUUUGGGCCAAAAAAUUGGAAUAAGAUAGCUCAAUUUGUGCCUGGUCGAACUCAAGUGCAAUGUAGAGAGAGAUGGGUCAAUAGUUUAGAUCCUUCAUUGAACUGGGGUGAAUGGACUAAAGAGGAGGAUUCCAGAUUGAAAGCAGCAAUUAUGGAACAUGGAUAUUGCUGGUCUAAAGUUGCUGCAUGUGUGCCUCCACGUACAGAUAAUCAGUGCCGGAGGAGAUGGAAGGUGUUGCUUCCCGAUGAAGUGCCUAUGCUUCAAGAAGCCAGAAGAAUACAGAAAGCUGCUCUUAUAUCCAACUUUGUAGAUCGGGAGUCAGAACGUCCUGCCCUUUAUCCAAGUGACUUUCUUCCAUUGCCAAUUACUUCGAUAUCAGAACCAGAAUAUCUAAAUCCUUGCAGCAUGCCGAAGGGAAGAUUAGGCAAUGCUCCGAGGAGGAUUAGAUCCAAGAAGAGUGAACAACAAUCUCAAGCUUGUUCUGCUACUACUCGGAAGAAAACGUAUCCUAAAUCACAUUCAAGGAGCAAGAAAUGUACCAAACCAGUUGCAGACAACUUGAGUCCACCGCUACCCGUCCCCCCUGGGAUUUCGGAAUCAGGGACAAUUAAUGAUGAUUGUAUAGAUCAAAGAGGGGUGUAUACUUCCUCUAUGCAUGGGGGAACUCCAAGAUCAAAGGAUAAGAUUGUAGCUUCAUCCAAUGCUCCAAGGAGGAUUAGAUCCAAGAAGGGUGAACCUCAUGCUUGUUCUGGUACCACACAGAAAGAAAAGAAUCCUAAAUCACGUUCAAGGAGAAAGAAAUGUACCGAACCCAUCGCAGACAAUGGUCUGCCGUUACCCCUACCCACUGGAAGUUUGGAAUCAGGCACAAUUAAUGAUGGUUGUAUAGAGGCUGCUAUUGACAAGAGUUAUGGAGCAAAUGAGUCUGGGAGGAACAUAUGCUCGACAGAUUUGGGGAAAAGCUGGAAUUCAACAUGGUCUUCUGGAAAGUCAAUGUUUGUGAGAAAGAAAUAUAUUGAACCAGUUGCGGACAACUUGAGUCUGCCGUUACCCCUACCCCCUGGAAGUUUGGAAUCAGGGACUAUUAAUGAUGUUUGUAUAGAGGCUGCUAUUGGCAAGAGUUCUGCAGCGAAUGAGUCUGGGAGGAACAUAUGCACUACAGAUUUGGGGGAAAACCGGAAUUCAACAUGGUCUUCGGGAAAGUCUAUGUUUUCUGAAAUUACUAACAAUACUGAACGUCCUCUUGAUCAUACGUCUUGUGUGGAUUUGACACUGUUAACUAUAUCUAAUGGUCAAGUGGUUGAUUCACUGGAUGGGAAUGUUUGUGCAGGGCAGGAGGGGACUUUUAAAUUACAACCAGAUAGGAAACAAUGCAUGGAUUUGACAGAGGAUAGCCACAUUUCCUGUUUUCAUCCGGUAAGUCUGGAUUUCAGGAAGAAUGAUGGUGAAGGUGUUGGAAGCAGCUUUCUGGAUAAGGGAAACAGGGUUCUAAACCUGCUAAAGAGAAGGAAAAGAAGUAACGAACCAUCAGGGGAAUGCCACAAUGUAUCUCUGCCUUGCCGACAAGAUGGGCCCAAAGUCUCAACUUGUAGAAACAUUUCUAAGCAGAAUUUAGGGACAGGAGAUAGUGACGGCAUGACACUUGCUUCCUUUCUUUCCUAUAAACCAACGAAGAGAAGGCUCAAAGUUGCCAAAAAUGUUCAUGAGGCUUGCUCUCCAGGUAGUUUAAUAAAGGUUGCCGACUCACAUCCCAAUGAAGUUGAUAAACUUCAUGAUGGAAACCAAAUACUAUCUGCUGUACAAGAUCUGGAAUCUCAGGCAUGUUUUCAUGCUGGAAAUCCUGAUAAUUUGUUGACUUGCACGUUGCAGUCGGUUAGUGCGGAGGAUAUGCCUACUGUUGCAGAUGGUGACAGUGGACCUGGGAGGCAAGAUCUUGUUCAACAGCAGAAGGCGUGUCUCCAUGAACCAAUGAGCAUCGGUCUAGAAGAUGAUGAAGAUGAUAGCAAUAUAACUCUGGCUUGCUUUAUGAAAAAUAAAUGGAAAAGGAGGCGAUUCCAAUCUGCAAAAACUGCUAAACAUCGUGAUGGGAAUCCAUUCAUCAAGCAAAAAUAGGGAUCUCAGAUCCUGAAAAUCUCACCUUGCUACCUGGGGUUUCAUAAGGGCGAGGAUAUGCGGACUUGGCGGAGCAUCAAUCUGGAAGGUCAUCAUAAGGUUAGUAAUAUGUCAUAUAUAGUGGAAAAUAUUUUUUCGACAAUCGACUUAUUUGUGAUUCAGGUGGUGGUUGAAUAAAAGCAGCUUACAAUUGAGCCUUAAUUUCUUGUCGAGUUAUCACAGUAAGAGGUGCAUAUUUCGCAAUGGGAAUUAUGCAAUUUUGCCGGAGUUACAUCUGUACAGCUGAGGUUUUAUAUUCUUUUGACAUUCUUUUCCCAAAUGAGAAACCAUAAAGUGCAUUUUCGUAUCUGCUACUAAUGGCUGCUUGAGAUAUUGAAAUUUUUCAAAGA
Juglans microcarpa x Juglans regia is the source of this 4327-nucleotide messenger RNA. RefSeq lists its product as uncharacterized. Lineage: Eukaryota; Viridiplantae; Streptophyta; Magnoliopsida; Fagales; Juglandaceae. The transcript has 10 exons. The record is from RefSeq and is a predicted model, not a curated record. The coding region runs from base 132 to 3938 and encodes 1268 amino acids.